This is a messenger RNA of Xyrauchen texanus (razorback sucker), 2601 nucleotides long. RefSeq names its product short transient receptor potential channel 2-like. Lineage: Eukaryota; Metazoa; Chordata; Actinopteri; Cypriniformes; Catostomidae. Gene Ontology annotation, biological process: manganese ion transport; calcium ion transmembrane transport; regulation of cytosolic calcium ion concentration. Gene Ontology annotation, molecular function: inositol 1,4,5 trisphosphate binding; store-operated calcium channel activity. Bases 1 to 2601 code for a protein of 866 amino acids. Gene Ontology annotation, cellular component: cation channel complex; membrane. The record is from RefSeq and is a predicted model, not a curated record. The transcript has 13 exons.
AUGGAAAACCUUACGUCAGAUCAAUGGCGGGAGAUCGUGAACAAGAAGCUUCACUUUCCACCAGAGUUGAUUCCUGCAAUCCAAGAGGGGAACAAUGCAAUGGUGGGCAGUCUCCUUUCAUUGGGUGAUGGGAUCAUCCGUCAACUGGAUGAGUCUGAGGAUCGACUAUGGAGGGAAGCGUUGAACCUCUCCAUCCGACUGGGCAGCGAAGAAAUUAUGAAUUCCCUUCUACUGGGUGUUAAAUUUGACUUCCGUCAGAUCCACGAAGCCCUACUAGUGGCCGUCGACACCAAUCAACCUAGAGUCGUCAAACAGCUUCUGGACCGCCUGGAUCAAGAGAAAGGCAACAAGAUGGACGUGCGCUCCUUCAGUAUGGCCAUCUUCGACCACUCCAUUGACGAUUCUCAGUUUGCUCCUGGAGUGACACCACUAACUUUGGCCUGCCAGAAAGACCUGUAUGAGAUAGUUACGAUGUUGACCCAGCGAGGCCACGAUAUUCCUCUCCCUCACGCUAUUUCAUGUGCAUGCUUGGAGUGUCGUAAUGCCCGUCAGUACGAUUUGCUCAAGUUCUCGCUGUCCCGCAUAAACACUUACAGAGGCAUCGCAAGUCGCGCCUACCUGUCGAUCACCUCAGAGGACGCCAUGCUCAGUGCGUUCCACCUCAGUCAAGAGCUGCGCAAACUUUCCAAGAAAGAACCAGAAUUCAAGCCCCAGUACCUGGCUUUGGAAGAGCUUUGCCAAGAGUUUGCUGUCGAGCUUCUUGGAAUGUGCCGGAACCAGAUUGAGGUCUCCACCAUUCUGAACAGUGCUGAGGGAGACAGUGAGGAUGAAGAACUGGAUGAACAGGCGUUUGAGGAAGGCAUUCCCAACCUUGCUAGUCUUCGUCUGGCUGUCAACUACAAUCAAAAGCAGUUUGUGACUCAUCCCAUCUGCCAACAAGUGCUCUCCUCCAUUUGGUGCGGUAGCCUCUCGGGUUGGCGGGGGAGCCGAACUGCCUGGAAACUGCUGGUGUCUUUGGGGAUUUUCAUUACCAUGCCAAUCCUGUGUGUCAUUUACUGGAUCGCUCCAAAGUCCAGGCUGGGUAAAAUGUUGAAGGUUCCCGUAAUUAAGUUCCUUUUACACUCGGCUUCGUACAUGUGGUUCCUCAUCACCCUCUUGGCUGAGUCGAUCUUCAUGGAGAUCUACCGCACUGAUUUCGCCUCCCGAAAACAGAACAUUCUCCAUAACUCUCUCCACAUGAUAUGGGUUGUGGGUUUCUUCUGGUUUGAGUGUAAGGAAGUCUGGAUUGAGGGUUUGAAAAGUUACUUUCUGGAUUUGUGGAAUGUUUUGGAUAUGAUGGUGCUUAGCAUGUAUCUGGCUUCCUUCGCACUGCGUGUUCUUAUCAUGCUAAAGGGUUAUUUCCUAUGUCAAGACGCCAGCGCUCAAGACCAGUGUGACUACUUCACUAACUCAGUGCGAGAGGACUGGAAACAGGAGGAUCCUCAGUUGAUUGCAGAAACACUCUUUGCUGUGACGAGUAUGCUCAGUUUCACACGUCUCGCCUACAUUCUGCCAGCGCACGAAUCCCUGGGAACUCUGCAGAUCUCCAUGGGAAGAAUGAUCGAUAACAUGAUGAGGUUCAUGUUCAUCCUCAUGAUUAUUGGAACAGCAUUUCUGUGUGGAAUAAACAACAUAUAUGUCCCAUAUGUUGCGUCUCCACAUCUCGGCAGAUUCAAUGAAACAUUUAACUUCCUCUUUUGGACCAUGUUUGGAAUGGCGAACCAAGAAUAUGUGGACAUGCACGAUUACGUUUUGGCUGAGUUUGUGGGAAGGAUCUUCUAUGGGAUAUUUACACUCCUCAUUGUGAUAGUGCUGUUGAACAUGCUCAUUGCCAUGAUCUCCAAUUCGUUUCAAAAGAUUGAGGACGAUGCGGAUGUUGAGUGGAAGUUUGCACGCUCAAAACUCUACCUCAGUUACUUCAGGGAGGGUCUCACUAUGCCUGCUCCAUUUAAUAUCAUCCCGUCUCCAAAGGCUCUUUUUUAUAUCUUGAGAGGCAUCUGCCAAAAGAUUUGCUGCUGCUGUAACAAGAAAACCCCAGAAUAUCCUCCCAUCACCUCUGUGUCUAACAACACCCUGAAUAGCAGUGGAGGUCAAGGUGAGGGCAGAGUGCCAUACCGCCUGCAGGUCACCAAAGCUCUAGUGCACCGCUACAUCGAAGCUGCACGCAGAGAAUAUGAAGAGAGCAAGCGUAAAGAUGUGGGGAACAGAAUUACGGAGCUGAAUAAAGUUGUGGGUCGACUGCACACCGAAAUGAAGGACUUCCACCAGAAGCUGCAGUGGAGACGCAAGAGCAAGCCAGACCAGGCCAACAUUCUUGGCAAAUACAUCAUGGGAGCAAAGAACAACUUCCGUGACUUUGAUAAAAAUGAGGCAAUGGAGUGUCAAAAUACAGGUCUGCGAAUCAAUUUGUACCCCACAGUGGAGGAUGAUGGGAGGGAAAGAGAAAUCAAAGCAGGAGGGAUGGUCUCAGAGGAGAGGGAGGAGACAGAGUCCGAAGGCCCUGUGGAGCCCGUUCCAGGAGGAGAAACAGCUUUUGAGACUGCUAGCUCUCCCGCUGUAUGA